Molecule: messenger RNA, 1434 nt
Organism: Desarmillaria tabescens
Lineage: Eukaryota; Fungi; Basidiomycota; Agaricomycetes; Agaricales; Physalacriaceae
Exons: 5
Coding region: 112-1266 (384 amino acids)
Biological process (GO): negative regulation of transcription by RNA polymerase II; rRNA processing
Cellular component (GO): nucleolus
Molecular function (GO): DNA binding
Source: RefSeq, a predicted model, not a curated record
CCACAACUGUUUUGUACCAGCUUGGACCUUCCUGCCGACUUGUACUACAUAGCAGAGUCUAUUCUCAUCUACGAUAGGCUCGCACUUCAUACACUUUGUAUACGGUUCAAAAUGGUCUCUUUCCAUUGCAAUGGAUGUGACGAUGUUGUAACUAAGCCCAAGCUCAUGGCGCACUGGAACAGAUGUUAUGCCCAAGUUGACUGCUUAGAUUGUAGCAAGACAUUUAACAACCCCGGGGAGUUUAAAAGUCACACAUCAUGUGUGAGCGAGGCAGAGAAAUAUGAGAAAAGUGUGUACAAAGGACCCAAAACUGGACCUAAGAACCAUUACCCUCCACAAGAUAGUGCCCCCGCGCCCUCCCCCCAGUCGUCGAGAGGUUCUUUCCGUGGCCGGGGUCGAGGAGGCUACAAUAAUGGGUGGGGCAGAUCCCAAGUUCCGGGGACAGGAGCGAACGGUACGCCUUUGGGCACCCCAAAAGGCUCUCCACCGCCAGUGGAGACCGUCUCGCUACCGCAAAAAAGGAAAGCAGAUGAGAUCGAGCAAGAUAAGGUUGAGAUCAAAGCUAACGUUGGGAAGUCAAUUACAACAUCGUCGAAUGACACCGAUUUGAAGCUCGUGAAAAAGUCCAAGAAGGAGAAGAAGAAGAAAGAGGAGGUAGCGGCGCUACCAGCGGAGGACAAUAAGACGAAAAAGAAGAGCAAACUCAAAGACGGCGAGGAGACGGGCGUUGAGGAACUCAAAUCCAAGAAGGAAAAGAAGAAGGAGAAGGACGCAGUCAAGGAAAGGGAGUCGACAGAUGUAGAGGCCGGGAGCGACAGAAAGCAAAAAGAAAGGAAGGAAAAAAAGGAGAAGAAACAUAGGACGAAAACGGAAGACGAGUUAUCAAAAGGCAACGGAGAGGAUGAAAACGCACCUUCAGCCGAGGACGAGUCAGGAAGCAAGUCGAAGAAGGAAAAACGGAAACACAAAGUAGUCGGGAAAGAAGAGAAGAAAAAGUUGAAGGAACAGACGCGCGGCUCGAAGGAGCAGGCGGGAAAUGAUGCAGAGGUCAACACCGUAAAUGUCGACGCUGCAACUGAGUCGAGGAAACGGAAGCGCGAUAUCAACGAGGAGGAGGGGAGUCAGCCCGUUCUCGAGAAGAAGGGGAAAAAGAGUAAAAAGGAGAAGAAAAGCAAGGAGGAGAAGAGGGAAAAGGGACAUAAAAAGCAUCGUCGGUCGAUGGAGGACAUCGUCGAGUCAGCGCCUCUCAUCGCUGUCGGUGCGUAAUCUCAGUUUAUUGAUUUGGUCAGCAUGUUUUUGGGACAUCAUAGCCAUUGGGGUACUCGGAUACCAGUAGCCCCCGGGCCUUAGAAUUUUUCGCAUGUACUACCGAUGGUGGACAUCAAGUUUUGUUCCUUUCCCACCGUAUCGCGGUGCCAAGCAUGUCGUGCUCAG